CCCGUUCGCCUCACUUUGACCUCCUCUGCUGCUUCAUCGACUCACCAUCGCCCUCGCUCAACUCGCUCAACUCGCUCAACAAAGCCCAUUCCUCCCUCCCCCUCCGAGAUCACGCUACCCAGGCGCCCGCCCAACCUUAUUCCGUGCCUGUUGAGGCUGCAGAAACACGCCAAUUCCUGCACACGUGUCCCCGGGCACGCCUUCGGGGCUUCUCGUUUGGGGGGCCCAGUUGCCUGCCUGGGUGGCAAACAAAAUAGCACAAUAUCCGAUCGACAGCUCUCCUUCCUCUGAUGUCCUUCUCUGUGGCCCGAGUGCCAGAUAAUAUCCGCCAUGUAUCUUACACCCAGAAAGAUCGGACAAAAAAGAUCAGCAAUGCACGGAAUAACACCUGCACUUAGCAACCCGCGCGCGGGUGGGCGACCCUGAACCCAUCAGCCCAUCAGUCCACCAGCCCACGAGCCCUGAGCCUCGGCGUCGGCGGCGACCUUUUGGCACUGGCCCAGAGUUUCCACAGGCAAUAGUCUCAUUGCAACUUCUGCACCAUGCAAUGUGCUAUGCGGGACUACCUAUGCAAGCAAAGCUCUUUCUCACCGCUCAAUUCUCUCGACCUCCAGGAGCAACAACCACCCACCGAAUCCAGAGUCGAUUCACCUUUGCACACGUGGAACUUGGUCCUGGCCCUGCUCCACCUUUCCCAGAAUGUCUGAGACGUUGUGGCGGAGUUUCGUUCUCGUAUCACCUUGUUUCCACAAAUUGCCCUGACCGGUGCACGCCGGGCCCAAUAGUCCUUCAGGCUUUUCAGAAAAUGCGCCGUCACCACCGUUUCUCGAGCCUCUCACAGGCACCCGAAGCUAUGCAAAAUGCAUCCUUUUAAUCCAAGUGGAUAUUAUUUCCUGCAGGCUUUCCUAACACCACUCAAUCUAUUGAAUAUUGGGGUCAGCCAAGCUUGAUUGGUAGCAUUUUUGACCCUUUGACCGUUGUCAGAGUGCCCCAAAGUAUCUCCUUUCCGAUGCUCCUUCUCGGUCAAACUGUCAGUUUUCAUCUCAAAAGCACACCUGUCAAGGAAUGGCAAUGUCGAAACACUGGUCCAAUGACCAAGAGAAAACAACACCAAACCUGUUCACGGGGCAACAAGUGCCCCGAAUACGUCAUUCUGGCGCGCCACCAACUUGCUCAAUGCCCGAAACUCGGUACAUGGGACCUUGGGCCCAAGUAAUCGCGUCCCCUGUGCGGGGUGUCCAAUCCUGUUUUCAGGACGCACUCCUUGAAGGAGCUGACCUCUUCCAUGACCAAAGAUCUGCCCGGGAAAGCCUAGACACCGAUCCAAUCAGAGACUGCAAGGCUCCCUUUUUGGCUGAUCCUCACCAAAUGGAGGACAAGCUUACUUCUAAGAACUUCUAUCGUUGGACCAGAUUCGGUUGGAGGAAAGAGACCUUGAUAUCGCACUUUAUCGACCUAGUCAACUGCCGAAUUGUCGCAGCGAACGUCGUAGAGCGGUUGAUCUUAUCUUCGAAUUACCUCGCGCUUCGGCUGCCUGACAAUCACUCCUCCAUUCAAGGUCAACACCGCCCGCGCAUCUUCCCCCAGCAGGAAAUUCUCCAACCACAUUUGACGAUUAUGGCGAUCACUUCCGCAAUUAUACUCGAGGCCACGGUUCUGGAAAUAGAUGUGACAAUCUACGUGACCUGCUGCAUCACAGGGAGCGAAUCUACCCGCUCUUAGCCGCACCUUGCAUCUCCGGGGUAUCCCAUACGGACGAAUUGCCGACGACAUGCUACCAUCCGGCCCAACGUCAGUUUCGUGGAUGUCCAAGUUCUGCCCCCUUAAAUAUCAGCCUGACUAGUCCCUGUCACAAUGCCUCACUCUCUCCUGAUCGUCCCCUGAUCGACCACUGUUGCAUGAACUGUCUGGGGCAGUCUGUCAGCUACCCUAGAAGCCCUCUGCCCUCCAAAGUGACCUCGGCGCUUGUGAAGGGGGGUGGACUUUGAGUGGGCACGAAUGCUUCAUACGCACCAUGCCCUCUAGCCGUCAAAGUCGUGCCCUCGUUCCAAUGUCUGAGGGACGUGACAGAUGAACUGACGGCAGAAACCCUUUCAACCUCAAUUUCCCAGCUUAUCGAGCCAACUGAGAGACCUUAUCGGGUUCUGGCCAGUCUCUUCUCAGAUUCCGCUGUUUGAGCAAUCGGUACGUGUAAAGGCUUUUUGGUCGUUGCAGCUGCCAUGGGAACUCACGACAACUGAACCUCGAGGUGAUUGGUCUACUGUGUUUGAACCCAACCCGUCUCCGAACUACAUGCUUGGGGAAGUCGAUCUUUGCGUGUAGGUGUGCAUGCGCUCGUCGGGACGAGUUAACCGCUGCGAGAGCAGGGGCGCCAGGCGCCAAUCCCAAUGGACUAACUAGAAUCAUCUUGGCCUCCAUGUCCACAGUUCUUUGUCUGUCCGCCCUGCCCUCCGACACAUUGCAGGAUGUGGCACCAUGUCAGAAGGAUGGUAUCACUAAUUGAUGGUGCAAGCGGAGCCAGGACCGAGCACAACCUUCUCUGGCACCAUAACUGGGCUAACUUUGUGACUGCCAGCCUCACUCUGUCAUUCGCCCGCAAAUAUCCUCUCCCUCAACCUCGCUCGGGUGGCCUUUCGACCAAUCCGGAGGGGGGUUUUCUUUUGGCUCUCCAGCAUCAAAUCUGUCAAGGAAUUCAUCCAUGCACAGGAAUGCCUCACUUUGACGGUGGAGCAUGUCAAUACCCGCGUCAAGCCGUGCUCGGACUCCUGGGCUGAAACUAGAUAUCUAGGUUCACCAAAGCAAGGAACUAAGGCCAAAGAGAAGCUGAGCCUGGUACAGAAAGCGCGCUCACAGGGCAAUCAUUCACAAAUGGCGCCCGGAUCAGAAUUCCGAGUUGAAACAGGGUAGCGGCAACAUUGAACGUAUGCUAUCACUUGACAGGUAUUUCGGAGAGCUUUCGUCCCCCUUGAUCAAAAGCCUUCAUCACACUCUUUCCAGGGAGUUGAAUUGUCGAUCCGUAAUUUGCGCGUCUGCAAACGCUAGGCCACCUCUUGAGCUCCCGUCUUCGCUUCCCAGCCAUGGUCCUCUAGACAAAUUGGUUUCCGACGUAUCCGAAUGAGGUCGACUUGGAAUUUGUCUACAGCAUCGACACCGCUGUGAUUUGCGUUGCGUUUUUCAGCUGGGGUCCAUCUUCUCGACGGCAAAAUCUCUGCCUACAUCCCUGUGGAGACAAUGCGAAGUGGUUGAUUACGCUGGCAAUGGGCUCUGAAGAGGGCCUUGAAAAGGGCUAUGAGCUGAAGGACCAAGUCCCCAGCUCCGGCGUAGUCUGGAUCUCUCAUUGUUCUGACUGGCUAGUUGACCCAGACCGGUGCCCGCUCACGCACGCCUUGGGACGGACAGGCUCCGAUGCUCUCUGUAUACCCUGGUGAUGCUCUUAUUACAAGGCACACAUGAUGUCCUUACUCACGGCCUCACGAUCAAACAGCAAGGUGGCCCAGGGCGACUUGCAAGAGCCUUUCGAAAGGACAAGAACAACCGACUUUGCAAGGUGCAAGCCCCCCAGACCUGGCCCUCCGGACCACGAAUCCCCCCAGCGAAUCGCCCUCCUGUCCUUCUUGCUCCUCUUCUGUUCUUGCCUCACGUCCUCGUCUCAUCUGACCCCCACAAGCAAGCAGCCUCUACAGAGACCCGAUACUUGAAGACGGCAGGGCAGAUAGACGGGAAUGGCAAAGGACAAACAGACGCACCACCAGUCAUCAAGCAAGGAAGAAGGGGGUACCGCACCGGCCCCCGACUCCCGGUGGAUGAUGAUACCAAGAACAGAAAAUCGACAUGAUUAUAUGAGAAACGGACUCUGGACGGAGUAAUACUCCUGGAAAUGCUCAGAUUGGAAAGCACUCCAAUUGACUAAAAGAGGUGAUUUCGGAUAUCCCUCAAGGGAAGAAAGAAAUCCAUGGACCUGGACGUGAGUAGAGGAGAGUCGAGCUGAUGUUUUUCGUCUUUGUUUCCUUCUUCCCCCUUCUCCAUUUUACGUCCGUCCAUCCAUCCUUCCGUGCAUCCGCCCUCGAUCGAGUCCAUGGGAAAAGACAGUG
Molecule: messenger RNA, 4091 nt
Organism: Cladophialophora immunda
Lineage: Eukaryota; Fungi; Ascomycota; Eurotiomycetes; Chaetothyriales; Herpotrichiellaceae
Exons: 1
Coding region: 1066-1722 (218 amino acids)
Source: RefSeq, a predicted model, not a curated record